Messenger RNA from Penicillium brevicompactum, 1578 nucleotides. Its product is annotated as acyl-CoA synthetase. The record is from RefSeq and is a predicted model, not a curated record. NCBI's taxonomy places the organism in Eukaryota, Fungi, Ascomycota, Eurotiomycetes, Eurotiales, Aspergillaceae. Gene Ontology annotation, molecular function: medium-chain fatty acid-CoA ligase activity. Bases 1 to 1578 code for a protein of 525 amino acids. Gene Ontology annotation, biological process: fatty acid metabolic process. The transcript is spliced from 3 exons.
AUGCCCAUCCCCUCUCUACCCCUCUUCGCCGCGGCGGAGCAGCACGCCCGCAAUCCGGAGAAGAUCGCCGUCAUCGAUGCCACCAAGCAACAAUCCUUCACAUACGUUCAAUUGCUAGCAGACGCCGCAGGGCUAAGGAAGCGCAUACUCGAGGAACUCAGCUUGACAUCCUCAGGUGAUCUAGAAGACCGGCGCAUUGCGUUCUUGGUGCCGAAUGGGUACGACUACGUCGUCACGCAAUGGGCAGUGUGGGCAGCUGGUGGCAUCUGCGUUCCACUGUGCACAAGUCAUCCCGUGAAGGAAUUGCUGUAUACCAUCGGCGACUCGGACCCCGCGCUGAUCAUCAUCCACCCACACUUCGAGAAGAUCGCGCCUGCGUUGCGUGACGCAUGCCCCGCAAACAUCCCAUUCAUGGGCCUCGACCCCCUGUCUCGCGAUGAUGCGCCGUCUCUGCCUUCGUUCUCCGCGCCCUUUGCCCUCACUCGCCCUGCCCUGAUGAUCUAUACCUCUGGAACAACCUCGAAUCCGAAAGGCUGCGUGACAACGCACGAAAACAUUACAUUCCAGGCAAGCUGUCUGGUCAAAGCCUGGGAGUACGGUCCCUCGGACCGACUAAUCCAUGUGCUACCGCUCCACCAUGUACACGGCAUCAUCAACGGAUUGACUGCCAGCUUUCUUAGCGGUACCACAGUCGAAAUGCACCCCAAGUUCGACCCGAAGGUCAUCUGGGAGCGGUGGUCGGACCGCGGCUCCUCAACCAUGUUCAUGGCUGUGCCUACCAUCUACUCGCGAUUAAAUGAUUACUUUGAUACCCACAUUCGCGGGACUGAAGGCGAAGACGCGGCGCGAGCUGGUGCGCGCGCUCUCCGACUCAUCGUCAGCGGUUCCGCUGCUCUGCCCACACCGAUUAAAUCCAAAUUUGCCGAGAUCACCGGACAGGUUCUGCUGGAACGGUACGGGAUGACUGAGAUUGGCAUGGCGCUUAGCUGUGGACUCGAAGUCCAGAAGAGGGUUGAUGGUAGUGUAGGAUGGCCGCUUCCGGGUGUAGAGGUCCGAUUGACAGAGAAAGAAACUGGGCGGGUUGUGGAUGGAGUGGAUGAAGAUGGAAUGAUCGAGAUUAAGGGUGGGAACGUCUUCCGUGAAUACUGGCGGAAACCUGAGGCGACGGCCUCGGAAUUCACGUCUGACGGAUGGUUCAAGACUGGGGAUGUGGCUCGGCGCGACUCAACGGGGGCGUACUUUAUUCAAGGCCGGGCGUCUGUGGAUCUGAUCAAAUCUGGCGGGUACAAGAUCUCGGCAUUGGAAGUUGAGCGCAAAAUGCUGGCCAUUGAGGCCAUUGACGAGGUUGCGGUUGUGGGAUUAGCGGACCAGGAAUGGGGCCAAAGAGUUGCUGCAGUCGUCAAAUUCCGACACGGGGCUACACCGCUCGAUCUUCCCACUUUACGCGCCGAGUUAAAGAACGAGAUGGCUCCUUAUAAGAUCCCCACGGUUUUGAAGAUUGUUGAUGGGAUCGAGCGCAAUGCCAUGGGCAAGGUUAACAAGAAGGUCAUUGUACAGAAGUACUGGCCCGAAGGCUGA